This is a messenger RNA of Durusdinium trenchii, 1941 nucleotides long. The record is from the annotation of a GenBank genome assembly. NCBI's taxonomy places the organism in Eukaryota, Dinophyceae, Suessiales, Symbiodiniaceae.
AUGGCUCUGGCUACUGAUGCUCUCGAGUGGAGAACGCAGCGAGAGCAGGAUAUCAGAGAUGCUUAUGCUGAUAAGAACCGGUGGACUGCUUUGGAUUAUGUCACAGACCAACACGACUACAGCUUUAGGUCCAUAGAAGCGUGGCCUUUGGAUGCUGCUGUCAUUUACAAUCCUACGGAUCGAGCAGCGCUGUUGCUUGGAAGUUUGAAAGCCGCGUGUAGCUUGGAAGACAUUGUGGAGACCACGUCUUUGAAGGUCACUGUGGUGGUCACCAUGUGCGCGCAGGAGAUGCAGAUCACAGCACCGACCGACUGGACGAAAUACUUUGAAGAACAAGAUGUCUUUCACAUCCAGUGUCACUUGGAGGACACGACAUUGAAGCCGACAAGGCGUUGGCUUGAGCAGAUUCCGGACUUGGUGGCUUCCUGUUUGCGACAGUGGAAAAUCGUCUGCCGUGCAGUUGCUACUUCAGAAAAGACCAGCGUUGCGUCCUUGGCGCAAUCGACCCUAUGUCUUGGAAGCGUGGAAGGUUCUUCUCAGAUGUUCGGGGGCAAUGCAGCUGGGCAGAAGCCACCAUGCCAAGCAGGGCGAGAAGCUGGUGCAAACUAUUUGAUGUGUGAGCCCUGCCAAGUGGGACUGUAUGCCGAAGCUGAAAGUCAUUGCCAAGAAUGUCCGCCAGGCGCAGUCCCAUCUGAAGACCGUGGCACGUGUGAGCAGUGUCCUCCCAUGCACUAUUCUGUGGGCGGCCUUGACACAUGCUUUGCUUGCGACCUGCCAUUGCUUUUGGUGGACAACCACUGUGUGUGGUGGCAUUUGCCGCUGGUGACACUGGGUUUGGGAGGCCUCGCGGUUGGUUCCAAGCUGCUGCGUUUGUACCGCCGUUCCCGACGAGCCAAGAAAGCAGAACGAAUCUUGGAAGAACUCUACAACCAGCUUUGGGAUGAGCAGUCCAACACAAUCGCUACAUACUCUGGAGAGUUGUGUCGUCUGGGGCUUGAACAAGCAAAGAUUGAACACCACAUUUCUGCUAUGCGGGCGCAGCAGAGUCAGAGAGCUGGUGUGAGCAUCCGGUAUCUCCUUUCAGCCGAAUUUGCCGAACUGGCCAUGCACCGCACUGGCAAGGAUGACCCGACCUUCAUCGACAUGAAGACGGCCUUUUGGCUGUCUGACGAUCCCAUCGGCCGAGACGUCAUUUGUCCUCGAGAUGGCCGAGCCGGUUGUGCUUUGGUUGACUGGAUUCCACGCAAUGAACGCCGAGAACAGUCUCAUUUCAUGUCGUGGACCUGGAAAUACAGCCUACGACAGGUUCGCAGUGCAUUGGAGAUGCUUCAGCACAGCCGUGGCACUGGCACAGACCCCACUGGCACUGGCGUCUCUUUUUUCAUGUGCUUCUUUGUCAACAACCAGUACAGGCUCAUUGUGGAAGAGUGUGCAAACGGCAGUGAUAAUUUGGAAGAUGUCUUCGAGGGACACCUGAAGCGGAUAGGCCGCAUGGUUGCCAUUUUGGAUACAUGGGAUCAACCUGUCUAUCUCAGUCGUGUGUGGACGGUGUACGAGCAGUAUGUGGCGUCCACCAUUGGGGUUCAGGUGCAGUUCGUGUUGCCCAAGAACGUGGCAGAUCGUUUGCGUCAUCAGAUCGCAUAUGUUCCUGCAGGCAUCGAAGACAUCAUCGAAUCUCUUUGCCAGGUGGAUUCUGAACAAGCCAAAGCGUGGAAGUUGGAGGAUGAGAUCAAGGUGAAGUCUUUGAUCCAGGAUACGGUUGGCUUCAAGCAUGUUGAUAUGCAUGUGACCGAUGUCAUGAUCACGUGGAUUGGAGAUGUCAUUGAACAGACGUGCACACAGUUGCUCAUGACAGCUCGUGCCAAGAAGGCCGCCCGAAGCUCCACACAUGGUGAACUGGCGCCGUGCCCUGGUGAUGUGGUGCGGCCGACCACGUCCUAG